Molecule: messenger RNA, 1028 nt
Organism: Daldinia caldariorum
Lineage: Eukaryota; Fungi; Ascomycota; Sordariomycetes; Xylariales; Hypoxylaceae
Product: Cnl2/NKP2 family protein-domain-containing protein
Exons: 2
Coding region: 170-730 (186 amino acids)
Biological process (GO): chromosome segregation
Cellular component (GO): kinetochore; Mis6-Sim4 complex
Source: RefSeq, a predicted model, not a curated record
GUGAUUUUCUUCCAUUCACGCCCCGGUGCGCCAACAUUAGGUACUCCAACAUUUAUCCUAAUAAGUAUUGUUUCAUCUGAAACCGAACAAACACACACACACACAUAACACACACAGAAUUAAUCUUGACUGAAUUCUGUUUAGUUCAACUCACAUAGUAAACUACAUCAUGGCAACGAACGAAUCCACCAUCUUGCGAAACUACUUACUCCUCCCUGCUCGUCUACCUACAAUCAUCUCUCUGCAAGAAUUCAUUUCCCUAUUCCCUAAAUCACAACAAGCCUCCCCGCAGAUCCGGUCGCUCUACAGAGAUCUACAGCAGCAGCGCAACGCAGUAGUAGAUGGCGUCUCCCAGAAUAUAGACGCUCAGGUCAGGCAAGGUAAAGCUUUGCGCCGAGAGGUGAUAAAGGCUCGAAGAGAAGCCGAGCUAGAGGAACAAGAUGAUGAGAUUGAAAUCGAACGAAUGUUGUUCGGAUCCACCUCCAGUACGAUACAGCCGAAGCAACAUACUCUAAUGACUAUCCUACCCGCAAUGGACGAUGCCAUCGCUGACAUGGAGCGUGAGUUACAAGCAAUGGAGCAGGAGGAGGCUGCUCUCCUCGAGUCUAUUAGGCAGGCUGUUGGCAACAUGAGCGAUCUUCGGUAUGGUCGAUUCGUCAACCCAAAACUAAAAGACGAGGUUCUAGAUGGCCUUGAACGCAUGCAGGACGUGUGUGAACGCAAGAUAUGAAUCUCAUGAUACAUUCCCAUUUAUUACUAUCACUACCUACGUGACCUCGACCCAAUGAUACAUAAUGCUUAUAGCCAAGCUCCUCGAGCCGCACCCCGAUAUGAGCACAGCCAGUUUUAUAGCGAGUGUCCAAUAUGCUUCCGCUAUACAUCACCAUUAUCUUCGGGGAGCAGCUUGGCCAGUGGCAGCAGGUCGUCGACCGCCAUCCAUUUGUUGGUUUAGGCGGUUGCUCCUGUAGUAUCGUCAGUCACUUAUUCUGCAUUACAGUAUACGGAAUUUAUAUGACUUACAUCAUGCU